AUGUCACGUCACGGGUAUCAACCUAUUCGCGCGCACACCAGUCAACGCGACGAAUGCGACGAAACAGCUCUGCAUCUCUUGAGUUGCCCCGCUCUUCAUCCACUGCGAGUUCAAUUUACGAUAGUUGAUGAUAUACCCCUGAAGAAACUAUGUUUUUCUAAGCGGUUAGCACAGUUCCUAAUUGCGGUGGAGCGGAACUACGCUAUGCCACAGACUUCACGCCAAGAGAAACCUUACGUAGCCUACCUUCCCCACCUCUCUAAAAUCAGCGACGAGCUUGCUUAUGGAAACCCUGAUAGAAGAGUAAGCUCAAGACAUCUGUCACCUAACAAACAAGCGACAAAAUAA
Trypanosoma theileri is the source of this 348-nucleotide messenger RNA. Its product is annotated as Tbingi protein. NCBI's taxonomy places the organism in Eukaryota, Euglenozoa, Kinetoplastea, Trypanosomatida, Trypanosomatidae. The transcript has a single exon. The record is from RefSeq and is a predicted model, not a curated record. The coding region runs from base 1 to 348 and encodes 115 amino acids.